AUGGUGGCCCAUUCUGAGAUUCUAUUGUCAAAGUGUGCUCAGUUUCGAGAACAAAGUGAAUUCAUUGAUGUUUCUUUAAAAGUGGGCGAAGAAGUUUUCUUAGCACAUCGCAUUGUGCUCGCUGCCAGUAGCGAUUAUUUCCACGCCAUGUUUGCUCGUGGAAUGAAAGAGUCGAAACAGGACGUGAUCGAGCUCAAAGAUGAAGGCAUUUUAGCAGCUUCCUUGAAGAUCGUGCUGGAUUCCAUCUACAGCGGAGAUCUUCAAGUCAACGAUGAAAACGUUUUUGAAGUUCUUGUCGCAGCCGAUCAUCUCCAAGUUACAAGCGUUGUUCAACAGUGUUGUGGUUACUUGCAGACCCAGUUUGUUGAUCAGCUUCGAUUUGAUGUGCAGACAUAUUGUCGCCUCUCCACGGUUGCUGAUCGACAUGGUCUAAAAGACCUUCAAGAAGCCACGCAGACUAAGAUGGCCUCCAUUUACAAAGAGAUCUGUGAAAGUGAAGAAUUCUUGUCCCAUGUGGAUGCUGAUCAGUACACUCGCCUUCUUAGUCGAGAUGACCUCAGUGCUCCUUCAGAGACAUUCGUCUUCAAAUCUGUGAUGCAGUGGAUUACACACAAGAAGGAAGAGAGGAUGCCAAUCGCAGCCAAAGUUAUCGGAGUGGUUCGUCUAGGGUUGGUGGAUAUCAAUGACUUGACGGAAGAACUUGACACAGAAGAGAUGCAACGAGUGCCGGAAAUUCAUAUGCUUCUCCAUGAAUCGCUUUUACAUAACAUCAGGCCUUCAAGUAGUUCCAAGUUUGCCGUAGAGAAAGCAAAACUACGUUCAACGGAUCCCGUAAGUUUGAGUGUGUUUUUUAUAUGUAUAUACAUAUAUAAGCGGGCGAGACGUAGAUAAAACCGUAGAAGUACCUGGUAAUUGUUAACGCGCGCGCGCAUAUUAUAGUCCGUUAGUUUCGAGUGCUCACGUGUUGUGUAUCUUUAAAGUAGAAUUACUCGGAUUUGUAACCAUUUUUACAACCCUGAUGAAGGCUGUUGAAAGCAGCCGAAAUAUAGGUUCAUCGUGUUAUGAAUCAUCUGGUUUAUUCACUUGUGAUGAAUAGUUUAUUUUCAUGGAGACUGCCGUCUUUGUUGAUGCUUGUGGCUUGAUAUAUAUAUUAUGUAUAUACAUAUAUUAGUAUGGAUAGGUUUGGGCCGACAGGGUUGGUACAGGUGCAAGGUUAAGUUUGCAUCCCUAGGAAAAAGAGAGCGUUUGCACCCAGGCCAGGCAAAGUGUGCGACGUUUUUGGCUCUUUCUUUUACAAGUGAAUUUACUCCUGAUCAUCGCAACUUUUUCCACUGGAAUGACCAAUUUGUGUAUCAGCCACUUUGAGGUUGCGCGGGAGACCGGGUCUUGAUGAUUGUUAAAGUGCAUUGUGGGACGAAUUUGCCGCUAUGUUGAAAACGCGUCCCCCAAAACAGUCCCACAAUGCACUUUGAAACUAUCUCGACCUGGUCUCCCCCGCGACCUCAAAGUGGCUAAUUGGUAUCGCAUAUUCGACUAACAUAAGGUAGAGAUAUUAAAUUCUGCAAGAAGAAUACUGCAAUGCUGAUCGUACUACGUGAAAAUUAACUCUGCAAGACAUCAACACGACACCGAAAGAACUCAAAACAGAGCGGGAUUGUAGCCAUGGACAGCUGUUUCGCCCUCGUUGGGGCUCGUCAGUAUGGCGUAACAACCAGAAAGCCCUGGAACAGGCUAUAUACCAGUUAUGCAAUGCUUUUUUGUGGUAUACCAUGGAUGCCACUUGUCACUUGAUUUUUAUCUGCAAAUACACGAGCUUUUUUCGAGGCGGAGCAUUCCAAAUUCUACCUCGAGAAAGAUUUUCAUAAGUAUUUUGUUCCAUGCCAAGGAAAAUACAGUAGCCACUGAACACAAUUAAUCGGUCGUAAAAGAGUUGGCUACAACGAAUUUCAAACGAGAAUACGAGCAGUGCCUUUUUCCUCACAACGAAAUGCUUUAUAAAUGAAAUUGACAAACUUGUGGAUGCAUCCGACCCCAUGUUCACUGUUCUUAGACCUCUAUCGGAUCUCAACGAAAACACUGAUCAACUUCGGUCAGUGGUCCUCAAAGUUAAAGCCAAGGUAAAAUAUUGGCUCUGGUAUGUCUCAAACAAUAUUUAAAAGACACACCGGAAAUGGUACUGCUUACUCAGUAAAUCUCGGCAGGAUUGAACUAUGAUCGGCAGCGAUAACCGUUUGGGUUAAUCAUUGUACUAGGCUCGAUUUCUGCCGUCUCCAGGGUCCGUGCGGGCUCAUUUUCUCGAACAGCGGCUGGUAAUCGAGCCUAUCAUUGUACCGGCUAGUCUACAACGGCUUUUCUGGUGAUUGGCUGUCUUUUCCAUGGAAAAGGAGUACAUUUCCCAUUCCUGAAGAUGAUCUUAAUAAGCGAUAAAAGGAUAUUGUUAAAAGAGAAAUGCAUUUACUACCUUAGUUAUUAGUACUUUAUUUCGCGGGGUUUUAUUUUUGCGAUUUGGCGAGCAAAUAUGAAGAGAGGGCAUUGAAUUUCGCGAUUUAUAAAGCCAUGAAAAAGUCUCAACCUUAAAAAAUUUUUGGAUGAACUGGAACAAGCAAAAUGUGAAAUCUUUGCAAACUAAUGUUAUUUAAAAAUUUAAGGCACAAAAGUGAGUGGCAGUUUGUGUUUGUCCAUACAUAUCCUGUAUAUUCUGUUCCUUUAAUUACAUGUUAAUUGUGAUUUAAAUUUUUUCAGUUUAUAUGGGUCUUAUAUUUCGCGAGUCUUUGAUUUCGCGAUUUUAUAAAAUCGCGAAAAACGCGAAAUUUAAGGCCCGCUAAAUUAAGUACCAAAGAGGUAAAUACAGCAAGACAAAAAUCAUUUGUGUAUACUGUUAUUUCCUCGUUGACUGACAGAAAUUGUCUUUUUUUCUUGGUAUUCUAGGUCAUUGUUGCUGUUCUCCCUCAGACCCAUAUGUUGUACUUUGAUGUUAAAAAAAAGGUUUGGAAGCAGCUUUCAUCUAUAGCACCAGCACCUGAAACAAAAAAUUGCUACUGUGCAGAGAUUGUUGGCCGUGAGUUGUUCGUUUCUGGAGAAUUCCCGGAUGGGAGAUCCUGUGUUUACCGUUAUGACAUAGAAACAAAUAAGUGGCACACUCACGAGGAUAUUCCUCCAUACCCACGAAUCACCACCCUAUGCGCUGUAAGCGACUACAUGUAUGCACUACCUUCGGAUUGCAGUAAGCUACCGCAAAGGUAUAGUUUUGCAAAACACCGGUGGCAAAGUUUCUCUAAAAGUUUCACAAAGAGUCCUCCCCACUACCCUCAUUUUAACAGUGCCACGAUCCAUCACCAAAAGCUGUAUGCACUUUAUGGGCAUAGACUAAACGAGUCCCUUUGGCAGAUGCAAAAUGCAACGCUUCAUUGUUUUGAUCCAGUGAGCGAUAUGUGGCAAGAGAAAUCUUCAACCUGCAAACCUCACUUUGGGUCCAGUCUCUUUGUGGUGAAUGAUAGACUCUGUGUUGCAGGAGGUCAUGUCGCUACUACCAUGUGGCACUCGCUAUGUGAUGAGCAAGCAACUGUAGAGGUUUUUGAUGAAGAAAACAAUAAGUGGUCCGUUGUUGAACAAAACCGUAUUCCUCAAAAUAAUCUUGGUGCAAUGGAAAUAGAGGGGAAGGUUUAUUUCAUCAUCAAUAAAUUUCCAAUUGACAGUGGCAUUAGGAUCCCACCAGGGGAGGUGUGUACGGUAAAUCUGGGCGACUGGAAAAAUUUAGGAAACGUUGACAAAAAUGCAGCUCUUUGUUACGUACCUUUAAAGAGGGACAGCGUUAAAAUGACUGAGAAUACUUAG
Molecule: messenger RNA, 3834 nt
Organism: Porites lobata
Lineage: Eukaryota; Metazoa; Cnidaria; Anthozoa; Scleractinia; Poritidae
Source: the annotation of a GenBank genome assembly